Molecule: messenger RNA, 828 nt
Organism: Penicillium odoratum
Lineage: Eukaryota; Fungi; Ascomycota; Eurotiomycetes; Eurotiales; Aspergillaceae
Product: Bifunctional lycopene cyclase/phytoene synthase
Exons: 1
Coding region: 1-828 (275 amino acids)
Biological process (GO): biosynthetic process
Source: RefSeq, a predicted model, not a curated record
AUGGACGACCUGGUUGAUGAAGCUAAAGACCGCGAAACAGCGCAGGCGAAGAUCAAGGAAGCAUCUCGAGUGUUAAACUGGAUAUUUUCAACCAAGCCACCAUCAAAGCCUCUUUAUGACUAUUUGGAUGUUGAAAGAAGCCCCGAACAGACUAGUGCUCUGUCCCCUUUGCUUUCCUCUAUAGCACUAUUGCCUAUCUCUCGUCUCACCUUGAAACCACUACUCGAACUUCUGUCCGGAUUUGAAAUGGAUCUUGAGUUUUCUGCUGAAAGCAAGAAAUUUCCAAUCGCAACCGAAUCGGACUUGGAAAUUUAUUCCCACCGUGUCGCUGGCACGGUCGCAUCGUCUCUUCUUGAAUUGGUAUUCCAUCAUUACGACAUGGGCGAAAUAAUAUACGAUCAAGCCCAACGAGACAGAAUCAUCAACUCUGGGCAGCAUAUGGGACAGGCUUUACAGUAUGUGAAUAUUGCGCGCGACAUCAAACGCGAUGCAGCGAUCGGCCGAGUUUAUAUCCCGACUUCGUGGUUAGCACAGGAGGGAAUCACUCCAAGCGAUGUACUAUCGAGUCCGGAUCAUGACAGGCUUGCGAUAUUCGAAGAUCGCAUGUUGCGCAAAGCGACUGAGGCAUAUAAACAUAGCGUGCGAGCCAUUGAUGAACUACCUGAAGAGGCGCGACGACCUAUCAAGACAACAAUUGAGAGCUAUAUGAUGAUUGGGGAGAUGGUCCGUAAGAGGCGCCAAUCUGGAAUCAAAGAGGAAGGAAAAUUGAAAAUAGCUUUAUGGCGAAGACUGAGGCUAGCGUGGUGGGAGAUGAAUGGUAGCAAUUAG